Molecule: messenger RNA, 2059 nt
Organism: Zingiber officinale
Lineage: Eukaryota; Viridiplantae; Streptophyta; Magnoliopsida; Zingiberales; Zingiberaceae
Exons: 3
Coding region: 168-1844 (558 amino acids)
Biological process (GO): regulatory ncRNA-mediated gene silencing
Source: RefSeq, a predicted model, not a curated record
AUGCUUAUGAUGCAGGAAACAGAGAUGUGAUUUAAUUUAUAAGGUCCAGGCCCCCGAGGCAAUUCAUAGCUUCGGGGUUCGAUUGACCUCCCGUCGAAGGCUGAAGCUUCCUUUCUUGUCUGAAACCCUAACGCUCCAUCUCCGUCGACCUCAAUCCCACCAAAUCCAUGAAGAAUCCCAAGGGAUCGGGAGGCAAAGGGCCUGCCUCCUCCUCCAAUACCGGCGCCGCUAGCACUAAGAAAUCACGAUGGGAGGCCGACGACAAGGCCGUCGUCAACCGCCAUGCCUCGUCCUCGGAUCCCAAACCCUCCAAGCCCAAAGCGCCAUCCUCCGCAUCCCCAGCCGUUGCCCCCAAUGAAAAGCCCACCUCCCUGCCGGCCGCCGCUCCUGCUCCCGUUUCCACUCCCACAGCUGGUCCUCGCCCUUUCCCUCUCCCUGACCGACCUGGGAGCCCUCCCCCUCCAUCUUACGGCUUCCACAACCUCGAGCGGCGUUCCAUCGUCCUCGCCGAUGGCAGCGUCCGGUCCUAUUUUGCCCUGCCACACGAUGCGCCGGUUGACACUGCAUCUGAUAAGUUCCCAUUCGGUCGCCCUGGGUUUGGUCUCGGCCCGGAGCCUGUUCCUGGCUUGGGGUUCGACAGGCGUUUCCCUCCACCUCCUGGCGGAAGGUUCAGCCCCGAAGACUUUCGCCAGCUUCCUCCCUUUGCCCGCGGUCCUGGUCCCCAGCGCGACUAUCCUGAUCCUUCCGGCCCAGAUGGCCCACGGAAUCUCUCAGAUGUUGGGGGCCGAUCUUCCUCUCUGAAGCGCAAGUAUGGUGAAGAAGAUGAAUUCCUGUUGCACAGGCAACAAGUCAUGCAACAUGGGAACCCUAAUUGGAUCCCUCUAGGUCCUUCUGGAGCUGUUGAAGACAGGAGAUACUUCUUAGGAGGCAGUCCGUUUGGACGGGACCAGCAUGACGAGCUAAGGUUUUCGAAACAGGUGAAGUUGGGUGGAGAAAGUCAUGAAUUGACCCCGCGUAGGGUUGGCCGUGAUGAAGUGCCUCCUGCAGUUCUGGGUGUUGAUCCUCGUUCACUUAGGAGGGCUUUUCUUUGGUUCUCAAAGAUGAUAAAUGAGAACUUUGCACAGAGGAAGAAAUAUUUGGAGGAUGGGAAAGAUGGUCCUUUGUUAUGUGUUGCCUGUGGCAGGGCCUCUAAAGAUUUUGCUGAUGUACAUGAACUAAUCAUGCACACGUACACCUUACAAAAUGCUGAUUUGCGUGUUGAUCAUCUUGGGUUACACAAGGCCUUGUGUGUUCUCAUGGGAUGGAACUACUCAAAGGCCCCUGAUAACUCAAAAACAUAUCAGUUACUAUCUGUCGAUGAUGCUCAAGCAAACAGGGAUGACCUUAUUGUAUGGCCCCCGACAGUCAUACUUCAUAACGUAAUUUCAGGAAGGAGAAAGGAUGGCCGUGUGGAGUAUUUGCGUAAUAUAGAGAUGGAUAGUAGACUUAAAGAGAUGGGUUUCUCUAAUUGCAAGGCCAGGUCAAUCCACGGGAUGCAGGGCCACACAGGUGUUGCAGCCGUGAAAUUUGCUGAUACUCAACUUGGAUUGGAGGAGGCGGAGCGACUGGUACAGCAUUUGGAGAAAGAAAACCAUGGCCGUAAAGGAUGGGCACGCACCCAGGCUUCUCUUUCUAGUGAUGAUGAGAAUAAUCCUGCCUUAGUUAAGGUUGACAGGAAGACCGGAAAGAAGAAGUGGAUCCUGUAUGGGUAUCUUGCAACAGCAUCAGACCUUGAGAAAAUCGAGUAUGAUGCAGUGAGAAAAUCUGUCAUCAAAAGCAGAAAGGAUUUUAGUCUAUCUGAUUAGUGCCUCGCAUGAUUUGCAGACAGCCAACUAUUGCGCUGCCCUUAUUUAUGUUUAGCCAAAUCUUGCUUCCUGUUCUCUUACAGUUGCACUGUAAUUCUGCAAAGAGAAUUGCUACUUGAAGUAGCAUCCCAAUUGCCUAUAAUUAUAGAAGAUUCUGUGUACUUGGUUUGCUAUGGGCUUGCCUCUUGAUAAUUUAAUUGCACCACCUUAGUAAA